This is a messenger RNA of Psylliodes chrysocephalus, 834 nucleotides long. Lineage: Eukaryota; Metazoa; Arthropoda; Insecta; Coleoptera; Chrysomelidae. The record is from the annotation of a GenBank genome assembly.
AUGACUGAUGUAUUGACUCACACUAUAAAUUGGAAAGAAUUUGCAUGUGGUUGGGGAGCAGCUUUUAUAAAUGUUACAAUUACAUAUCCAAUCAAUAAAUUAAUUUUUCGACAGAUGCUCCAUGGCGUAAAUUUGCAACCGGCUUUCUUGCAACUCAAAAAUGAAGGUCUUCUUUACUUAUAUAGAGGUAUGCUGCCGCCUAUGUGCCAAAAAACUCUAUCAUUGUCAAUAAUGUUUGGGAUUUAUGAAGAAGUAAAAAGAACUUUACAUGACAAUGGCUGUAAUCUAUACACAGCAAAAGCCAUAGGAGCACUAGUUUCAGGCACAACAGAGGCAAUUUUAAUGCCAUUCGAGAGAGUACAAACCAUUUUAGCAGAUACUAAAUACCAUGAGAAUUAUAGAAACACUUUCCAUGUAUUUAAAGAAUUACGACAAUAUGGAGUCAGGGAAUAUUACAGGGGUUUGGUGCCUAUUUUAUUUAGAAACGGACCAUCGAAUGUAGGAUUUUUUAUAAUUAGAGAGGAAAUACAAGAAAAGAUGCCAAAAUAUGAAACCGAGAUAUUGAGGACGUCUGUUGAGUUUUUUUGUGGGGCCAUGAUUGGUGUAGUGCUUUCCAGUAUCUUUUAUCCAUUAAAUGUUUUGAAAAUUGCAAUGCAGUGUAAAAUUGGCGGUUCAUUUGAAAAUCCAUUUAAAAUUCUAUUUAAAAUUUAUAAGGAAAGAGGAGGAAAAAUUAGGUAUCUUUAUUAUGGCGUUCAGACAAACUGCACAAGAGCUUUCCUCAGCUGGGGUGUAAUGAAUACUGCUUAUGAACAUAUAAAAGAAAUUAUUAAUUAA